This is a messenger RNA of Cyprinus carpio (common carp), 670 nucleotides long. RefSeq lists its product as uncharacterized. Lineage: Eukaryota; Metazoa; Chordata; Actinopteri; Cypriniformes; Cyprinidae. The coding region runs from base 47 to 670 and encodes 207 amino acids. The record is from RefSeq and is a predicted model, not a curated record. The transcript has 2 exons.
AGGUGUGUUUGGUGCUGAUGAAGAUGAAGUGAAGUCAGUGUCAGUGAUGGAGGGAGAUUCUGUCACUCUAAACCCUGAUCCUGCUAAAAUAAAGAAAUUUAAUCUUAUAAAGUGGAGGUUUGGAGAUCCAGUCAUUGCUCAAACUGAUGGAAAUGACAUCACAUAUUACAGUCACACUGAGAUAUUCAGAGACAGGCUGCAGCUGGAUCAGACUGGAUCUCUGACCAUCAAGAACAUGAGAACCAAACACUCUGGACUUUAUAAACUACAGAUCAGCCACAGCACUGGGACCGCAAAUAAGCAGCCAUUCAGUGUAACUGUCUAUGAGUCUCCAUCUGUUAUUGCUGGGGCUGAAGCUGAAAUGAAGAGUGAGUCAGUGAAGGAGGGAGAUCCUGUCACUCUUCAUGUUCCUCAAAUACAAGGAGAUGAGCUGAUAGUGUGGAGGUUUGGAGACGAAGAAAAGCUCAUAGCUAAAGCUGAUAUAGAGAACAAGAGCUCACCAUUAUAUUAUGAAGAGAGAUUCAGAGACAGACUGAAGGUGAAUGAUCAGACUGGAUCUCUGAUCAUCACAAACACCAGAACCACAGACUCUGGACUUUAUAAAGUGAAGAUCAGCAGCAACAAACAGACCUUAUACAAGAGAUUCACUGUUACUGUCAGUGGUGAGUAA